Messenger RNA from Xenopus laevis (African clawed frog), 4945 nucleotides. RefSeq names its product tubulin folding cofactor E-like L homeolog (gene tbcel.L). Bases 232 to 1548 code for a protein of 438 amino acids. The record is from RefSeq and is a predicted model, not a curated record. Gene Ontology annotation, cellular component: cytoplasm. NCBI's taxonomy places the organism in Eukaryota, Metazoa, Chordata, Amphibia, Anura, Pipidae. The transcript is spliced from 8 exons.
GCAGAUAAACAAUGAUCUGACCUGGGAUUUGUUGACUUGUUGCUGCUUCUCCAUAGCAACUCCGGGGCUGUAUCCCACCUCUCAGUCAUCUCCAACUGUCAGCUUAAUAAACAAAGCUUCCAGCGGUGGUGUACAGGAGGGAAAAGUGGAAUGUUUGGUGGCAGUUUCUCCUGUGUCAGGACAGGGAAUAAACAGUUGCAGUACACACAGUAACACGGUUUUACUGUAACAAUGUGGUCCUGGACGGAGGUGUUGUCCUGGAAUGUGGUAACAAUGGAUCCAUCUUGUGGAAGGAGCUUUAUGCAGGUCCUGUGUGAGAAGUACAGCCCGGAAAACUUCCCAUAUAGAAGGGGUCCAGGAGCCGGGGUUCAUGUUCCCCCUGGACCACAGGUGUCUCCUAUGAAAGACCGGCUCAAUCUCCCCAGUAUCCUGGUUAUAAACAGUUGUGGCAUCAACUGCGCUGGAGAUGAAAGCGAGAUUGCUGCAUUUUGCUCUCAUGUAUCAGAACUGGAUCUCUCUGGUAACAAGCUUGAUGACUGGGAGGAGGUCAGCAAGAUUGUUUCCAGUGUUCCCCAGCUACAGUUCCUGAAUCUGAGUUCCAACCCACUGCACCUCUCCGUUUUAGGACGUUCAUGUGCUGGGACAUUCGCUAGCAUUCGCAAGCUGGUUCUCAAUAACUGCAAAGCUUCUUGGGAAACAGUCCAUACACUGUUGAUGGAGCUGCCAGAGUUGGAGGAGCUCUUUCUGUGCCUUAAUGACUAUAACACAGUAUUAUGUUCACCAGUCUGCUACCGCUCACUGAAGCUUCUCCACAUAACUGACAACAACCUCCAGGAUUGGUCAGAGAUCCGCAAAUUAGGCACAAUGUUUCCAUGUCUGGACACUCUUGUUCUUGCAAAUAACAACCUAUCAAAGAUUGAGGACUCAGAGGAGUCUCUACCAAGGCUGUUCCCAAAACUAAGGUCAAUAAGUCUGCAUAAAGCAGGUUUGAACUCCUGGCGUGACAUUGAAAAACUAAAUGCUUUACCUAAACUUGAAGAGGUCAGAUUAUUAGGUAUUCCUUUGGUGGAGCCAUAUACCACAGAAGAACGCAGGAAACUUGUGAUAGCAAGAUUGCCGUCUGUAUCCAAACUGAAUGGCAGUGUUGUCACGGAUGGUGAAAGAGAAGACUCUGAAAGAUUCUUCCUGCGUUACUAUAUGAAUCUCCCAAAGGAAGAUGUCCCAUUAAGAUAUCAAGAGCUGGUGACAAAGUAUGGAAAGUUAGAACCUCUCGUAGAAGUGGAUCUUCGACCCCAGAACAAAGCCAAUGUCUACAUACACUUUGAAGAGAAAGUGGAGACGAUGAGCAUCCGUUUAGAUCAGACUGUGGCCGAGUUCAAGAAACAGCUGAAGAAUUUGGUGCAGCUCUCCACCAACAACAUGCGCCUGUACUUUCUAGACCAUGAAGCCCCUUUUGGCCCUGAGGAAAUGAAAUCCAGCACCCGCCGUUUACAUUCAUAUAAUGUUCAUGAUGGAGACAAAUUUUAUGUGGAACCCAAAAUCAAAUGACCGUUCUUGCCUCUUCUUAUAGUUAUAUAUACAUUCACACUGUAUAUAGCGAUAUAUAUAUAUAUACACACACACAUUACACGGGAUUUUUUUUUUAAUUAAAAUUGCUUUUAAAUAUUUAAAUUUACCUCUUCGUCCCCUUGGUGCCACCUUAGGGAUUUGUACAUCAUAGCAGGCUCCUUAAGUUGUGCCCUACCUGGAGCACUUUGUGAGUUUUUAAAAAACCUGAAAAGCUUUCUGUUUUUUUUAUAUUUAAUUAAGUCAAGAUAUGUUACCCUUUAUAAUAUAAUUGUGUAUAUUAAUAUAUAUAAUAAUUUAUUGCUAUGAUUACCUUAGUUCUGUCAUGUCUCUGAUGAUGCAGAAUACUUUUUUUAGUUUUUCUUUUUUUAUUAUGCUUCGGUUUAAUUUGCUUCCCUUUACUUUUAUAAGAUCUACUGGUCCAGCAUCUAUGGUAUGUGUGUGGCGAUCACUCUGAGCCCCCCCCCCAGUGCCUGAGUUUAUUCAUUAAUUUUACCAGUGACAGACAUAGUGGGGAAUAUUGGCACUGACAAUCUGAUAUCGAGUUUGAGUUCAAUUAAAAUACGAGUCACAGUAUAUACCCUUGUUUUUUUUAAUCUGUCCUACUUUUAAUCCUUUUUCCUACUAGACUUCCUUUUGCCAUGCUUUAGUUAUUCGAUUUUUGUAAACCUUAAGCAGCAUAUCAUUUUUACAUUUCACUAUUUGUGUUACGCUAAACAUUAAUGUCCUAGGCCUAGGGUUUUCAUAAAACACAGUUCCUUUCUACAAUGGCAGUGCAAUGUGCCAAUAACAGGCUCAAGGUGCCAUUGCCGAUUACUCCUUUCCCCUCUGCUAUUUGCGUGUGGUGCUCCAGAGGAUGAGACAGAAGUACUAGAGAAGUAGAGGUAUGGGAUUUGUUAUCCUGAAACCUGUUAUCCAGCAAGCUCUGAAUUAAGGGAAGACCAUCUACCAUUUUAAUCAAAUAAUUAAAUUUUUUUAAAAUAAUUUGUUUUCUUUCUAAUAAUUAUAAUAAUAAUUCCUCAAAAAGUAAUUAUUAAUCCUGAUUGGAGGAAAAACAAUCCUAUUGCAUAUUAAUGUUUAAAUAGUUUAAAGUAGACUUAAGGUAUAGUGAACCAAAUUAUGAUAAAACCCCUUAUGCAGGUCCUGAGCAUUCUGAAUAACAGGUCCCACAACUGUACAGGAUUCCCUUCUACUCUUACAUUCCGUGCCUUGUGCCAGAAUUUUAUUGUGAAUUAAGGCACAGUGUGCGACAGCCCCCAAGAGGAACAAUUUUGCACCCCAUCAAGCUGGAGCGCUUGGGAUUAUUCCAUUGGUAAAUGAGGCCACUUGUUAUUCUUUUAGUUUAUUGUUUUAAAACAUUGGUUCCACCUUCUUUCUCAGCAAAUAGGCUGGCAGUACACAAAGCCAGUGAAAGGGAAGGGCUUCCCAAGUCACUGUGAUCAGACAGUCCGAUAUUUGAAACAGUGAUUUAGUGUACUAGUGAAUGUUUUUUUUUUGGUUAUCUGUGCACCCAGGGCAAGAAGUGGUUGUAAAACAUAUGUGUUUUAAAAGAGACAUGUUUUCUGAUUUCCCCUGCCACAGUGGAAGGAUUUUUAAAAAAAAUACAUUUUGUUGCAAUAGUCUGAGGAGUUUAUUCAUCAAAGUGCCUAAAAUACUAAUGAGUACACCAACAACAGAAUACUAUUGAAAAGUGUAUUAGAUAAUGAAGUGUUAUGUAUGUGUUAAGUGUAAAUAUUAGUGGUGCUUCUUACGCUCCCACUCCUUCCCUUUGGGUUUGCUCCUGUUUUAUUUGAAUAUUUCAUUUAUGCAUAGCUGAUGUUUGUGGGUUUUUGUAUCGCUCUUCCUAAAGAUGAAACUACAUUAACCUAGAAAGCGCACUAUUUCAAUAUUGCAUGUACAGUACUUUCUGUCUUUCCUGGCUUCCAUCUGUCCUGUCUCUGUUCAAUAUACAUUUUUUCCAAUCUCUGUCCUAUGCUUUCCCUGUUUGACAGUGUUUGGAAGAUUCUGUUUCCUUCCUGGUUAAGCAAAUCUGAAACAGCAACAAUGCUAAUUGUGCAGAGUUCUCCCAAGAGAUAUUUCUCUAACUCACAUUUCACUCCAAGGGGUCAGGCAAACAAGGACUCUUUAACUGGCAGAGGCCUGCGGAGACCUAGAAGGGAGCAACAAGCAGAAUGGAACAUAACGUAGUUCCUUGAACAAUGUUAACAAUCCAUGUUCUUAUACAGAUCAGAGCAAAACUAUUCCCAUAUGGCAGUGUUCUGGUGCUUAUGGGGGUAAAGAGAAAGAGAAAAUCAAUUUGAUCUACGUUAAUGUCGGAAACUAUUUUUACAGACUGCAUUAUGAGGAUAUGUGGCAUCUAUUGUUUUGAACCAAAGUUGGUUAGUUACUGAUUACUGAAGGGUUUUGUUUAAAGGCUGCCUCUUGUAAGCUUCUCCAUUUUUACUCUGCCAUAGGCAUGCUGCCGGCAUUUCUACUAUUUUGUGAUCUAGUAGCAAAUCCACCCUAAGGCAGUUGUAAUUUAAGUGGACCUCAACUAUCAUUUUUCAUCACAAGCAGUGUUUUGUUGAUUCCCAGUAGUAAACAGGUUAACCUAACGCUAUUUGAUAUUAUUGCUCUUUUGAUCUGGAUCUGGUGAACGUAGCCUAGAACUGCUAGUUGAAGGUGUCAGCAGUUCUUUACGAGUUCUGCCUUGCAGUUUGUAGAGUUAUAUUUUUUUAUUCAACAUUUUGCCAGUUUUGGGUCAGCAUUUAUCCAGGCUUUAUGUGACCAUUUUAGAAUAUAUAUUUAUACCAUUUGUUAAUAGUUCUAAGAGGGCUUUAGGGAAAAAGCACAAAAUAUGAAGGGACCAUUUAUUAAAUUACAUUAAAUUAAUAAAGCAUGAUUUUGCCAUUAUGUUUUAAUGUUAAGUAGCCACAAGAAUCUCAUUCAUUUAUAUAAUGCAAAUGUUCUCUAGUCUGUGAUGCAAUAGUUCCAGUUGAUUUAUCGAAUACUCUGAAUCCAACAUUUCCUUUGAACUAUAAUCAGAAUAUAUUUUACAUUUUGAAUAAAGAUGUAGACUUCUGCAUCCCAUGUAGGCCAAUGUAUUGCCCAUGUAGCUAAAUAUGGCCAAAGAUUGCACAGAUUUAGUAAGACGGGUUAGUCUUCUCAACCACCUAUGCAUUUAUGGCCAUCACAAGGGCAUUAACCAAACACUUUUCCCAUUUGCAGUGGAGACUUAGACAGCUACACAAAUAACUGUUCAUGCUUGUAAUUAAACUUUUAGCAUAUAUACUAAUAUUACUAAUCUCUUGAUGGAUUAACCAGGUCUUCAGUAAUGCCCUGUAUGCCCUCAUUGCCUUUAUAUUGAUUCCAAAUAAAAAAUGCAUUUCUGAUAAAAAAA